Messenger RNA from Coregonus clupeaformis (lake whitefish), 1101 nucleotides. RefSeq lists its product as uncharacterized. Lineage: Eukaryota; Metazoa; Chordata; Actinopteri; Salmoniformes; Salmonidae. The coding region runs from base 129 to 773 and encodes 214 amino acids. Gene Ontology annotation, molecular function: protein dimerization activity. The transcript is spliced from 4 exons. The record is from RefSeq and is a predicted model, not a curated record.
CAAUGAAAUGUCGUCCAAUUGAGUACUCACUCUCUUAAACUUUAAAUCUUGAAAUAAAUUAUUUGUUUGUGCGUGUGAACAUGAUUUAGUGUGGUGAAUGUAAACUCAGCUGAUUUCGAACAGGUAAGAUGUAUUCCAAAGAAUUUAACAUAAAUACAGGAAAUGUGUGCAAUAGAAGUAGACUUGUGCAGACAUUCACUGACCCCAUGACAGAAGUGUACCUGCUGUUCUUCCAAGGCACCGUACCAACUUUCACUUCUUUCAACUUGCUGCUUCAGAGAGAGCAGUCAUCAAUAUUUUUGUUACAUGAUGAGAUGGUGAAAUUCGUACGCAAGCUAUGUUCCAAGUUUAUGGUUCCAGCAGCUCUGCAGUGCCAUGAGGAGCCUUGUGAAAUUGCCUUUAAAGAAAAGGCAAACCAUUUACCAGGUUUCCCCAUCUCCUCCCAUACCAUGGGCCAGAGGAGCAUGACCUUCUGGGUGACAGGAGCCAAAGAAUUCGAGAGGCUUGCUGCCGUCGCCAAGCUUGUCCUGGUGUUUCCCCAUGCAAACGCAGAUGCUGAGAGGGUGUUUUCAGUUGUGGGACUGAACAAAACCAAGAGAAGAAACAGCCAAGCAUUGGAUGGCACCUUGUCCUCAAUAAUGACCAUAAAAUGGCCAAUCUGGAGCCCUGCUUCAAAUGGGAGCCCCCCUCCGAUAUCAUCAAGGCCUCCAAGAAGGCCACAGGCCAGUAUAACCAUGCCGACAGAUCAUAGACAAGAGGCUCAUUUGAGAUGAGCCAGGUCUGCGCAGAAUCGAUCACCGGCGAUCACCGCCCAAUGCAUGCUGGUUAGAUUUGUGUCCGACUUGAUCCCGACUUUCUCUGACGUCAUGCACACGUGGGCAACGAUAACCUCAUGAGAUCAAGGCGGCCGCAGUUCUGAGAAGCAGGCAGUGCAAUUGCUUUUCACCGACUGCAGGACCCAGGCGGACCCUGGACAAAAUCUCACUCCAAGGUUUUUUGAAAAGUUGGCAGGUAUGAAUUAGUUUAAUAAUUUUUGUUAAUGGCAUUCAUGAAGGCACACUUAAAUAUUAUCAAUCACUUAAAAAUCUACAUAUCAGCCAU